AUGAAGUGCUAUUUGCUUCUAUGUACCGUUGUGUGCGUUUUGAGUUCUGUGGCCGCGAGAUGUGUUAUGCGCGGCGAUUGUACGGAUACUAAUGGAAACAUUAAACCCUGUGCGGUUGACGAAGAACCAAAAUCGAUCCUGUCAAAUCUCACCUCCACGGACCGCGAUAGAAUCUUCGACCACCUCAUAAAGCGAUGUCCUCAUUUAGUUUACGAUGAAGAUGGAAAUCAAUUGGAAGACGACCAAAUACUAACGUGCUGUGAUCCAGUUCAAAUAGAAAGGUUCUCUCAAAGCAUGCUCAUGUCUGAUACCGUGCUGGGACGCUGUCCCGUGUGCUUAAAGAAUUUCGGGCGGCAAAUCUGCGAGUUGAAUUGUUCUCCAGACCAAGCUAGAUUCGUGAAUGUAAAUACUGAGAGGAAUAACGAAGGAACAGUGUUCGUGAAUGAAGUAAAUUACAGACUCCACCAUGAUUUCAUGAUAAAUGCAUUUCAGUCCUGCUCAGAGGUGGUCGUGCCACAAUCAGGAAUGCCUGCCAUCAACUUAAUGUGUGGGAACGCUCCUGUAUGCGAUGCUGAUGCUUGGUUGGGUUAUACAGGCGACCCUGAUAAUAAUCCCUUCGUUUCCCUUCGAGUCAACUUCCUAAGAGUCAAUAGUACAGAAGAUUCCAUGAACGUCCGGGCACCCCUAUGUGAAGAAACCCAAGAAGGAGAUUUACCUUGCAGCUGUAUGGAUUGCUCUGCAAACUGUCCCGCCGGUGAGAUAUAUGUUCCACCUAUAUGCACUGUGUUAUCUAUCAACUGCAUAAGUUUUUCUAUAGCUAUAACUUUUGGCGUGAUCAGUGUAACUGUUUUCGUGGUAUUGGCGCUAUUUGAAUAUAAAAGGAAAGCGCGGAACAUAAACAAGAAAGCGCCGAACGAAGUUAACGAAAUAAAUGCAAUAACCAGGGGUUUCCAGAGCAUCUUCGAAAAAAUUGGAAUAUUCAGCUCAAGCAAUCCAAUUAUGCUGUUUAUGUUUACAUCUUGGGUUGUUUUUGCAAUGAUCUUUGGUCUUGCGCAACUGCAGCUUACUUCCAACCCUUUGGAACUUUGGUCAGACCCCAAUUCUGUUUCUCGUAUAAAUUUGAACUAUUUCAAUUCGAGAUUUGGACCGUUUUACAGAGCAGCUCAAAUAUAUUUGACAAUGAAAGGCUUGGAGCCGUUUCAAGUUGGCAAUAAAACGUAUGGACCGGCUUUUAGAGUUGAAGCUAUAGAGGAAUUAAUAAAAUUGGAAGACGCAAUCAUGAAUAUCGGAAGGGAUGUGGAAGGGGCCGUCAGAUUGGAAAAUGUUUGCUAUGCACCACUAAGAAAACGCGGCGAUGAACAAAAAAUAACAGAUUGUGUAUCUAUGUCUGUAUCCGCGUACAUCCCAGGCCGAGUGGUAAACAACAAUACAUACUUAUCGAGUAUACAAAACUGUUUAAACAAUUAUCUCUCGCUAAGUUGUUUACAAUCGUGGGGAGGAGGCGCGGAUCCUGAGCUAGCUCUUGGUGGUUUCGUAGAUAAAAAUUAUUUUGAUGCACAUACACUUCUAAUCAAUUUUCCGAUAUCAAAUCAUUUGCUAAAACAGGAUUUAAAACCAGUACUGGAGUGGGAACAGAAAUUUAUAGAUUUAAUGCACGAUUACGAACAAAAUUGGAAGUCUGACUUCGUCGACGUUGCUUUUGCUGCAGAGAGAUCAAUCGAAGAUGAAAUAACAAGGAUUUCUCAGGCGGAAAUUGUACCCGUAGCUAUCAGUUACGUUCUUAUGUUUCUAUAUGUUAUAUUCGCUCUCGGAAACCUAAGGAGAUUGAAAACGUUUUUCCUUGAUAGUAAAAUAACUGUAGCUAUUACAAGUAUCGUAGUUGUUCUAUUAGCAAUAUUUUGUGCAAUGGGCCUAUUGGGUUAUAUAAAAGUUACUGUAACUCUACUCGCGAUCAAUGUCAUUCCAUUCUUUAUUCUGUCGGUGGGAAUAGAUAAUGUUUUCUUAAUGAUAAAUUCCUUACACUACAUUCAAACAAAUCUAGAUAAGUUUGAAGAUUACAAAGAGGAUAUGAGUUUUGACAAAAAACGUAGUUAUAUUUUUGGUAAAAUGAUGAAGAAUGAGGGCCCCUCCAUGUUCGUCUCAUCCUUAACACAAAUCACCUGUUUCGCUAUAGGGAGCAUUGCGAAUUUUCCAGCCGUAAGAUCGUUUGCUAUAUUUGCUUCGGUGUCUUUGGCAUUUCUGUUCGUCUUCCAAAUAACAGCGAUAAUCGGUAUCUUAUCACUCGAUUACAAGCGGUCGAUUCAGAAUCGAUUCGAUCUAUUGUGCUGCGUUCAACGCAAAAUUCUUAAUGACGAGGAUCCUUUACACUCUGAAACACCUUACGAAAGCGUGACACAAAAGCUCAUGGAACCCUACUCAAAGUUUAUCCUAAAUUGGCGUGUCAAAGUUAUUGUUGCUAUAAUAUUUAUGGUCUUCUUGUCAUGCUGUGUAGUUAUGAUUCCACAUAUAGAAGUAGGCUUAGAUCAAAACCUUGCAUUGCCGACAGAUUCCUAUGUAUAUAAAUACCUCAAUGCUGUGAACGAAAUAUUACAGCUUGGACCUCCAGUGUUCUUUGUAUUGAAAAGCGGUCUGAAUUUCUCUAAUCCGGAACACCAGAAUGUCAUAUGUGGUGGUCAAAUGUGCCGUGAUGAUUCCUUAACUAUGCAGUUGUUCUUGGCCGCUCAACAGAAAGACACCACAUAUAUGGGAAGAAUGUCUAACUCGUGGCUCGAUGACUUCUUCGAUUGGGCAAGUUCACCCAACUUAUGUUGCAAAUACAACACGACAGAUGGCAGUUUUUGUCCCAGUACUGCCACAGAAUCUGAAUGUGAGUUCUGCACUAUACCCAGAAGUGAAUAUGCUAAUGGCUUGCGUCCAGGCAGCGAAGGCUUCGAUCGAUAUUUUCCCUUCUUCUUACAAGAUGCUCCAACUGACACGUGCAAUAAAGGUGGUCUUGCCAGUUAUUACUCCAAUGUCAAUUACGUGCUAGAUUCUGAAGGACGAGCGACGGUCCACGACACCAACUUCAUGGCUUAUCACACUUCUUUGAAGACAUCGCACGAUUAUAUAUCCGCCGUGAAGUACGGUUAUGAAAUUAGUGAAAAUAUCACACAUGCCAUUAAAAAACACACAGGCCAAGACGUCGAAGUGUUCGCUUAUUCAGUUUUCUAUGUGUUUUAUUCGCAAUAUUUGACGGCCUGGGGAGACACGUUUGUUUCUUUAGGAUAUUGUCUUCUUGGGGCAUUUGUUAUUAAUCUACUUGCUACUGGGUUUAAUUUCAUGACGACGAUAGCGAUGAUGUUCACAGUGGUGAUGGUGGUACUGGAUAUGAUGGGGAUAAUGUACAUGUGGAAUAUACAAUUAAAUGCCGUGUCUUGUACGAAUCUGAUUGUAGCUAUCGGUAUAACGGUUGAAUUUUGCAGUCAUCUGGCAUAUGCUUAUAAUACCAGUAGUCGUCCACCGUCCGAAAGAGUCGCAGACGCAAUUGUCAAAGUCGGAGCAACAAUUAUUACGGGGAUAACAUUUACAAAUAUACCCAUUGUUGUUUUAGCCUUUUCGUAUACUGAAAUUAUUGAAGUUUUCUUCUUCAGAAUGUUAUUCAGCUUAGUAAUAUUAGGUUUCCUUCAUGGCUUUGUAUUUUUCCCGGUUCUUUUGAGCUAUUUGAACAAUUUAAAAUACAAAAUCUAA
Molecule: messenger RNA, 3726 nt
Organism: Leptosia nina
Lineage: Eukaryota; Metazoa; Arthropoda; Insecta; Lepidoptera; Pieridae
Source: the annotation of a GenBank genome assembly